Messenger RNA from Prunus armeniaca (apricot), 900 nucleotides. The record is from the annotation of a GenBank genome assembly. NCBI's taxonomy places the organism in Eukaryota, Viridiplantae, Streptophyta, Magnoliopsida, Rosales, Rosaceae.
AUGACAGUGGAAUCUACAGUUCAACUUCAGGAAAUACAAAAUUUGAAAAGGAGGAUUGCAGAAUUGGAAGGCAAGGAAACUCGUAUUGACAUGGAGAAGAUUUCCAAGAAAAAGGAGAUUGAAGAAAAGUACAAGGUAGAAAUUCAAAGCUUGUUGUCAGACCCAACAAUCUUUGAAAUGGAGAUGGAUCUGCCUAUAACACAACCAGUUGAAGAGCAAGAAGAAGAGAAGCAACAAGAAGAGAAGAAGCAAGAUGCUCCAACACCUGAUGUUCCUUCAAGAGUACUAAGGCUGAAGAAUAGAGAAAGAAAGAGGCUUCAAGCAUCUUGCUAUGUGUAUGAAAAAAAUAAGAAACCAAAAAAGAAGGCAAAAAAGGAUGAUGAAGAACUACCACAAUUCAAGCUUAUCUCUUCCGAGGAGCAAUCAACACGAGGAUCCUCAAAAUUAGAAGGUGAAAUAGAAACUGCAAUGCAAUGUUUAACACAAGAGGCAUCUCAGCCCGAUGUCACAAAUCCAAUUCCUGAUCCCCCAAAAGGAAUGAGUCUUCAUGAUUCAAUACCUGUAGGUAUGCAAGAAUCAAAUGAUGAAGAUGAAGGAAAAAAAAAGCCAACAAAGAAAAAACUAGGAUGGGGUCAAAAGAAGGUUUGGCAGAAAAUUCCAAAGGAGGACAGGGACAGAAUUCAAGAAUACUACUUAAGUACUCAACCUCGUGAUAACUUUUGGGCAGGACUCCAUAAUGAGAAAGUGACAAACCAUGAUAUCAAAGAUAUUGUUAUUGAGGCCUAUAUCCAAAUAGAGGAGGAGAUAAUAGGGCCCAUGCUGACAGAUAGUCGGGUAGGUUCGGAUCGGGCGAUGGACGAUGGCCUGCCGGUUCUGAAGGGAAAAGAAGUCUUGUUGUAG